Molecule: messenger RNA, 282 nt
Organism: Sungouiella intermedia
Lineage: Eukaryota; Fungi; Ascomycota; Pichiomycetes; Serinales; Metschnikowiaceae
Source: the annotation of a GenBank genome assembly
AUGCAACCAUACUCCAGAUCCGGCGGUACUAGAAAGUGCUUCUAUGAGUUCCAGACUCUUGUGGCCUGCUACACGUCUGCUGACACCGUGACCAAAAAAGAGUGCACUCCAGUUUUUGAUGACUACUUUGAGUGUUUGCAUGGCUUCAAAGAGAGAGAGAAGGCCAGAUUGAUGUUGCAACAGUUGAAGGCCAACGAAGCCUCUGGUGAAGGUGUUAAGGCCACUGACUUGUACAAGUCUGCUGGUGGUGUUUACGAGAACUUGGACCUUGUGUCAAAAUAG